Molecule: messenger RNA, 984 nt
Organism: Oikopleura dioica
Lineage: Eukaryota; Metazoa; Chordata; Appendicularia; Copelata; Oikopleuridae
Source: the annotation of a GenBank genome assembly
AUGGAUCUUGAAGUAGCAAUAAGAUUCCAUCCAUUUGAUCCAAAUGUCUUUCGAUUUAAAAAUACUGAGCGAAACUUGCAUUUUGAACCUCAUUAUCUCAAAAAUUUCGAUCAAGCAGUUGAUAAAAUAUCGAAAACGAAAAGUGGAACUUUGACGCAAGGAGGACCAACGGGUUAUCAAAUAUUCACACAAUAUUCUUCGGAGAAAAAUGCGCUCCAAAGAGAAGUGGUUCCAUAUCAUCCAAAUAUAAUCAGACACUUUGUGAAUUUUGAAAUAUUUGAUUCUUGCGAUUUUGAGUCCGACUGUCUUGGUUGGAUAACAGUAAUGGAGUUGUGCAAUUCAAAUUUACGAGAAAAAAUAAAGAUCCCGAAAAAUGAGCCAGAAUAUCUUGGUAUGUCAAAGAGAAAACGAAUUGCGAUUGGUGUAAAAAAAGGUUUUGAGUAUCUUUCCUCAAUAGGAAUAUGGCACUGCGAUGUUAAGCCGGAAAACGUGCUGCUUUCAAGUGAUGAGUCGCGUAUUAUUGAUUUUGGUAUUCUUUGUGAACAAACAGGGAGAGUUGGUUAUCGUAAAAUGGGAUACACACGGCAUGGAUCAAGAUACAAGGACGUUAACAAUCUCCGAGCUGGCUCUGCAGGCUUUUGCGAGAUGGAUCAAAUUUCUUCAAAAAAUGGGUUUUUUAAUAGAAGCAUUUUUGUUUUUAUCUUCUGCGACUGGCAAACUGCUUGGUAUCUGCUUUACAAUCCAUUGGGUUCUGAUGAGCAUAGAGAACAAGUAUCGAAAUUUUUAAAGCAAUCGAAUGCAGAAUGGUUGCGAUCUGAUGAAAUUCCAUCAAUCGAUAACAUACAAAACGAGGCAUUCUCUCAAGUUAUUGGAUGGGAUGAUUCGUUGAUUCCAAAGCAUUCUCUCGAUAGUUUUCAAAUGUCAAAAGCAAUCGACAAUUCGAAUCUAAAAGAACGGUUGACAAAAACUGGCCUACACAGUUAG